Messenger RNA from Neospora caninum, 1389 nucleotides. RefSeq lists its product as hypothetical. The record is from RefSeq and is a predicted model, not a curated record. Bases 1 to 1389 code for a protein of 462 amino acids. NCBI's taxonomy places the organism in Eukaryota, Apicomplexa, Conoidasida, Eucoccidiorida, Sarcocystidae. Gene Ontology annotation, biological process: mRNA processing. The transcript has 7 exons. Gene Ontology annotation, molecular function: mRNA binding. Gene Ontology annotation, cellular component: exon-exon junction complex.
AUGAGAAAACAGGAACGACCCAAGAACCUGAGACGCGAUGCGUCUGGUGACGAGGAGGACAAGGACGUCUUCGACGACGAUGAUGCCUCGGCAGGAAGCCUGUCGAGUGACGAAGACGCGCAGACUGGGCUCGAGGGAGGGCGAGAGAGUCGCGCCCCUCAGGGCUCCACAGUGUCUCCGAAGGGCUGUCCCCGAGACGUGAACGAGCUCCCCACAGCCGAGGACGAGGUCGACGCGGACACGCGGGGCCGAAACGAAGACGACGGAGAAGCCUUCGCACGUACAUGCGGGCCGAACGGAGAGGAGAGACGCGCAGAACCGUUCCAAGGGCGUGGAAACAGGCGGGCAACCCCCACGUGGCAGCUGAUCAAAGAAGAUCCCUCUUUCGUCCCGCGUGGCGGCUCUUACUUCCUGCACGACGAUCGCGGAGAGGCGUCAGGAGAGGAGCCAGCAACUGACGAGGAGCAACCAAGCAGGAAAGGCGAGACGCGUGCCUUCGCCGACGUCCCGUCCGACGACGAGAAUUUCUACUCUGAUGACGUUCCGCGCAGCACGCAAACCAGAAUCGGGCGGCCGCGGAAGUUGUGGACGGCUGACGAGGCUGGACAGGGCGAGGGGCGAGACGGAAAGUGGGUUCACGAUCGCUUUGAAACGCUGUUAGAAGGAAACGAUCAGCCGCGCCCGUUCCGCCCCAUCCGGGGAUUCUACGGCCCUCGCCCUCGCAUCUUCAGACGCACACCCCCGUCCGGUUACGCGCCGGGGCCUCGCGGAGGACGAAGAAGAGCACCCGCACCGCGCUCUGCAGGAUCGGGCCAUUCUGGGCCUCACAGCGCUCAGCCGUUCGGCGGCGCAGGGCGAGGGGGGCCUCGGCGAAGUCGCGAGACUCGAUUUGGGCGGGGCGCCGACAUGCGCGCCGUCGAGACUCCCUUCCCAGGAGAGGAAAGAGGAGGUCGAGAACGAGGAGGAAGACGGAAAGAAACAGACAAGCGAGAAAACGAGGCGUACGCCGUAGCGACGCCAGGAAAACUUGUCCUGGCCUCAGGGGCUGAGGGAUACAACGAAAGGCCCGGUCAACAAGGGGGCGUCUCGACUGCGCGAGGACGCGGUCGAGGGCGCCGAAGAGAAGGACGCGCCGCAGGUAUCACUACAGCCUACGUGGUGAAGGGCGAGCAACAUGGAACCACUCGGGCUUCCACCGGCGACAGUGAACACAGCCAGGACCGGACUCCAGAAAAUAACCGAGACUCCUCAAACGUCACUGAUAGGACUCCUCGUCGGCCCAGAGGGCGACGUGGCGGGUUCCGGUCGCGCACUGGCGCCCGCACAGAGUGGGCUGUGCGCGAACAGAAACCUGUGCCGGUGGAAACCGCCGCUCCCGUCAGCGCCUGA